AUGGAGUCCUUCUUUCCCGAUAAAGGUGAAAUAAUACGCGAGUUACUGAAGGAUCCUUUAAUAAUUAAAGAUGACAGCAAAAGGAUCAAUGGCAGUGAAUUGCAGCUUGAUUCUAGCGACUUAUUACAACGCGAGGCCCUUCUAGCUAAUGAACUGAAUAUUUUAGAUAAUUUGAAAACGCUCUCAAAUCUCAUAAAAGAAGUCAAAGCUAAUUUGCAUCUACUAGAGCUAGAAAACUGCUACUAUUCGUUACAAUCUUUGCGAAAAAAGAUGCGUAAUAAUGCAGCUUUUCUUAAGCAAAGCUUUAACUUCCAGCAAUCAAUUUCUAUCUAUGUUGAUACAUUACACUUAGAACUUGUUACUGCGUUGUAUAAAAUUCUUACCAAUGGGUUUUGGAAGAUUACCGAGAAUUCCAUCCAAUUUACAUCCACAUUGGAAUGGGGUAAAGACAAUGUUCAUAUUGAGUAUGACACGUUUAUGGAUUUUGUGGCCCAACAGUAUUUUCCACAGGGUAGUUUGGACAAUCAAGCUUGGUUCAUUUUAGAUAUGGCCAAUGCUAACUCUCAAGAGCAGGUAAGAGCAAAAUUGAAUACCAUUAUAAAGGAUUAUAUGAAUCUUUCCAGCAUUGUAGGCAUGAUUAAAAGUUCUAUAUUUAUAUCUGGAAGAGAAAUUUCAUAUGAAAACGAAACCGACAUGCUCAUGUUUUCCAAAUCUUCGCAUGGCCAAAAUAGUGUAUCUACUGCAUUAACAAGUUUUGAAGCAGUAUGCGAUUUCAUAUUGGACAAAUUGGUCUUUAGAGAUAGGAAAACUCUAAGUUAUGAGCUAGGACCCUUGUUCAAUACAGAGUUUACCAAAUUUGUGAAAAAUAAUGCAUCGAUAAUUUUAGAAUCACUAGAUUCUCCGCUAAAAAAUCUGGUUUCUGUCAUAAAUAACAAACUAACUAGAUUAGCCUCAGAAUCAGAAGUCGCUAAUUGGUCGUAUUCUGGGAAAGAGAUUCAAGAUUUGUUAAUGAACAAACAAUUAUACUAUAAUUUAUUACUGGAUAAAGUCCUUGAGUCACAUAUUAGUGAGAUAAGAGAUAUAUUCGAGGAUCCCAAAAAGAGCUGGCAAAAUUUAGACGUAGUUGAGCUCGUACGUGUUUCUGGCAAUAUAGAUGCGAUGAACGAGAAAAUUGGAAAAAAUGACACGAAUGUACAGAAUGAAAAGGAACAUCAGACUGCCGCAUCCAAAGAUGAUGAUUGGAAUUGGGAAGUAGAUGAUGAUGCCGAUGCAUGGGGUGAUGAAAUUGACGUAAAUAUUGACGAUGAGGAAGAAAAAACAACACAAGAGGUGGAAAAAGAACCGGAAGAAGAAGAAAAUGCCUGGGAUGAAGCCUGGGCAAUUGAAGAAAAUAUAGAUGAUGCUUCCCUAGAAAAUGGGAAGAAACCAUUCAAAGUUCAUGAUGUAGGAUUACUCAAUAAAGACCACAUUGACGUCACGCAGUUGCCAAAACUAUUCUUGGCAAUUUCACAAAAUUUCAAGAGCGCCUUCACAGAUAGUCAUGUUGAUGAGCAAUACUUCGCGUACAAAUACAACCUUUUGCAGACAUCGUAUGUGGCUAUGUGCACAACCAAUUUCUCUCACAACUGGUGCCAAUUAUAUGUGGAUAUGAGAUAUCUAAUAGAACGGGAUGAAAACCUAUAUAGAAUAAAGGAAUUAACAAGGAACGUGUUGGAAACUAGACUAAAUAUGAAAUAUCGUAUUGUCUGCAAACUAAUCAAGCACCAGUUGACCGAAUUUCGCGAGAACGAAAGAAAUCCAUCGUGGGAUGCUACCAUCGAAAAGCUGCUACCUUAUAUCUCAAAGGAAAUAGUUCGUCCACUGGAGAAAAUAAGAGGUGAAGAAGGCUCCCGUUACUUGUUGUCUUUUUUAAACUUUUUGUACAAUGAUUGCGUGACAAAUGAAAUCUUGAAAUGGCAGAUCAUCUCUGAGGUCAAUUCGGAAAAUUUGGGUGAGCUUGUGUCUUUAUUGGUAAACAACACCGAUAUACAAUUAUUAACGAAGGAACCCAGUUACAAAAAGAUGAGAGAAAAAUUUGCCAUUAUGGGCAAGUUUCUACCCUUACAUUUAAAAGAAAUUAUGGAGAUGUUUUACAAUGGCGAUUUUUAUCUUUUUGGGACAGACGAACUGAUUCAAUGGAUAGAAUUAUUAUUUGCCGACACACCCCUACGAAGGAAUGCUAUUGAUGACAUCUACGAGAUCAGAGGUGCUGCCCUAGAUGAUUAA
This is a messenger RNA of Saccharomyces paradoxus, 2265 nucleotides long. It is a transcript of the gene DSL1, whose product is annotated as Dsl1p. The record is from RefSeq and is a predicted model, not a curated record. NCBI's taxonomy places the organism in Eukaryota, Fungi, Ascomycota, Saccharomycetes, Saccharomycetales, Saccharomycetaceae. Gene Ontology annotation, cellular component: RZZ complex. Gene Ontology annotation, biological process: mitotic spindle assembly checkpoint signaling; endoplasmic reticulum to Golgi vesicle-mediated transport. Bases 1 to 2265 code for a protein of 754 amino acids. The transcript has a single exon.